AUGUCGACUGCUGCGCCCCCCGAUCAGGGCCUGGCCUUUACUGGUACGCCCGAUCUCAGCAAGGAGGAUCUCUGGCGUUUCCCCGCGUUUCGGAUUUGGCUUUCGACCCUACAACAUUCGCUUGAGCAACAGCGCAAUCCGUCCCAUGAAUUCUUCAAGGAUCCCUACGUUCUACGCAGAAUCGACGUGCAGGCCGUCGACUUUUUCGGCGGGGGUCGUCUGGGGUUCGUGAAGUUGAAAGCUGGCGUGUCAAAUGACCGCGGGGAAUCGCUUCCGGGCAGCGUGUUCCUGCGGGGUGGCAGUGUAGGAAUGCUGCUCAUCCUCCAGCCCGACGAUGUGCCUCCGUCCAACGAAGAUGAGAAGCGAGCAAUUCUCACGGUCCAGCCUCGAGUUCCUGCCGGUUCACUUGCAUUCUCGGAGAUCCCUGCCGGUAUGCUUGACGACAGCGGAUCAUUUGCCGGCGGUGCAGCCAAGGAGAUUCAGGAGGAGACGGGGCUGGUCAUUCCCCAGGAUGAACUCAUCGACAUGACAUCCCUAGCGUCGCAGUUGACUGCCCGAUCGGAAAAUGAAGGACCCCUCCAAAAUGCGGUAUACCCGUCAGCCGGAGGGAGUGACGAGUUCAUUCCUUUGUUCUUGUGCCAGAAACGCAUGCCACGGGGUGACAUCGACGCAUUCCAGGGCCGAUUGACGGGUUUGCGACAGGAAGGGGAGAAGAUCACGUUAAAAAUCGUACCGUUAAAGGACCUGUGGAAAGAAGGGUUGCGGGAUGGCAAGACUUUGGCAGCUUGGGCCUUGUACAAAGGGCUCCAGGAGGAAGGUCGUAUUUGA
Molecule: messenger RNA, 828 nt
Organism: Aspergillus melleus
Lineage: Eukaryota; Fungi; Ascomycota; Eurotiomycetes; Eurotiales; Aspergillaceae
Product: putative NUDIX family hydrolase
Exons: 2
Coding region: 1-828 (275 amino acids)
Biological process (GO): nucleoside phosphate metabolic process; ribose phosphate metabolic process
Molecular function (GO): ADP-ribose pyrophosphatase activity; ADP-glucose pyrophosphatase activity
Source: RefSeq, a predicted model, not a curated record